AUGUCCCAAACUGAUAGACCUAUUAAUGUUAACGUUAAUAACAAAACACUUCAAACUAAAAUUAUCCAACUUGGACACGAUAAAGAUGAACAUGAUAUUGUACUUAAGACUUUAGAAGCUACUGAUGACAAAAGAAAAUGUUAUAGAAUGGUUGGUGGUGCUCUAGUAGAGAGUGAUGUUGAAACAACAAGACCAAUUUUAGAAACCAAAAGAAAGAAUUUAGAAGACACAAUUAAUAAAAUGAAGGAAGAGCUGGUGAGAGUGGCUAGUGAAUUCGAAAAGUGGAAGAAGGAUAAUAAAAUUCAAGUUGUUAAACAAUAA
This is a messenger RNA of Arxiozyma heterogenica, 321 nucleotides long. It is a transcript of the gene GIM4, whose product is annotated as tubulin-binding prefolding complex subunit GIM4. Gene Ontology annotation, cellular component: prefoldin complex; cytoplasm. The record is from RefSeq and is a predicted model, not a curated record. Gene Ontology annotation, molecular function: protein folding chaperone. The transcript is spliced from 2 exons. NCBI's taxonomy places the organism in Eukaryota, Fungi, Ascomycota, Saccharomycetes, Saccharomycetales, Saccharomycetaceae. The coding region runs from base 1 to 321 and encodes 106 amino acids. Gene Ontology annotation, biological process: protein folding.